CGUUGUGUGAAAGCUGUAAAAAACGAAUAAAAUGUUGUACAAAGCGACCAAGUACGAGUUGGAAUCGCGAUACUGCCAGUAAUAUUUUUACUAACAUUAUCUUUCUUUCACAGGCAUGUACUAAGUGACGGUAGACUGGUGGUUGGCGCGAGGCGAUCACUGAUGGACGCGGGCAGCGGCGCGGGCGCAAUGCUGCGGUGUCGCGCUUCCAACAGAGCCGGCACCGUCCUCUCUAGACCUGUCAUGCUGCAACCUGUGGAAGACAACGUGCUAUCCCACACAUGUCGUCAGCUGACUCCGGCGAAGGUCGGUGGUGCGGUGGUGCUGCGCUGUGAACUGUCUCCGCAGGUCGGGCUGGUGGAUGUGACGUGGCUUCAAGAUGGACUGCCUCUGUCGUCUGGGUACUUGAGUGGAGAGCCUCGAUGGGUGUCAGGAGCCAACGGUAUCCUUUUAGGUCUAGACCUGACACAGGCGGAUAUCCAGGCAGAAUAUUCAUGCGUAGCUCUCGACACUCCCAGCCCGCCUUUGAAACUUACUACAGACGACAGCAGCUGGUUGGAAAACAUCGAGCUUAAUUCAGUGGAGGCGAGGGCUGGUGAUACUGUAGUAUUACCGUGUAUCUUAAGACAUAUCAGUGGACAUACAGUUAGUUGGCAAAAACAAGAAGCAUCCAGCACUUGGGUGGCAGUGUCGGGGGAGGGGAUAGUACGUGGAGGUGCAUUAGUAAUAUCUAGUACGAGAUCCCAUCAUGCGGCAAGAUACGCCUGCUCUUCAAACCCGGAGUCACCAACAAGAGUUCUAGUCAAACUGGUGGUAUAUGAACCGUUGACUGUUACGGUCGCACCAAAUCCUUUGAUGAUAGGCACAGGUGGUACCGGCCACCUGAACUGCUCGGUGCACGGUGGUCGCGGCGGCGGCGUGACGCUGAGUUGGCAACACGAAGGCCGUCCAUUACACGCGCCGCAGCCACGCCUUGCCCUUGGUCCAGUACGGUCCCACCACGCCGGCCUCUACCAGUGCACUGCUCAUGAUCAUUCCGAUUCAGCCGUGGCUGGUGCCGAGUUGGUUAUUGCUGACAGGCCGCCGCGGCUGGUGUCGACGUUCAGCGGAGCCGUCACCAGAAUCGGACAGAGCAUUGUCAUAAGGUGUGCGGCCACAGGUGUGCCCUCGCCUCGUAUACUCUGGACUUUAGAUGACAGACCGCUGCCGGCUGCGCCAGACAAGUAUAGUGUUAAUACUAGAGCUGAGUCGGUACCGGGAAGCGAGGAAGGCACAAUCGUUUCUACAUUGAGUGUAACAGUUAGGACAGCGGACGAGGGUGGUCGAUACGGAUGCAACGCCACUAACUCACAGGGUUCUCAUGCACAUCAAGCACGUUUAAAUGUAUAUGGUCCCCCAAAUAUCAGAUAUUUACCAGCAUUACACGUUAAGACUGACACGGAUGUGACAAUACACUGCCCAUAUUCAGGAUAUCCUAUCAAGGAAGUAGUUUGGCGUCGAGAAGAUGGUUCUUUAGUAGAAAAUGUAAUGGACUCGAGUGACGACCGAGGAGUUCUAAGACUGAAUGCAGUUCGGAGCGCUGCAGCUGGAAGCUACACUUGUGAAGUGAGGGCUGAAAGCGGGGAGCUCGCUCGGAGAACAGUGAGACUUGAAGUCCAUAAACCGCCGAAGAUAGCACCAUUUCAGUUUCCGGAGGAACUUGAAGUAGGUGGCAGCACUCAAGCUACCUGCAGUUUAGUGUCAGGAGAUAAGCCUAUACAGUUCACUUGGCAUAAGGACAAUUUGCCAAUACCUUCGAUGCUUAAAGUUGAACAGAAAAACAUGGAUUUCUUUUCUCUGCUAAUCAUACAAGACUUGACGUCGGCACACAGUGGCGAGUACACUUGCAGAGCCACUAACGACUUCGGAACAGUUAGCCACAGCGCCUCGCUCAUUGUCAAAGAAUCGCCGACGUGGGUGUGGCGGGCGCAGAACACGUCGGUUUCGGCUGGAGCUGCCCUACUCCUCCCAUGUUCGGCAAAAGGACAGCCUACUCCUAGAAUAUCAUGGGAAUAUUCUACAGAUGGUGACAACUGGCGACACGUGUUAUGGGGUCAGACAGAGGCCACUGACACUAGUGGAGGUUCUGUUCUGAUAGACGGUACAGUCUGGCUCAAAGCUGCCAGCCCCGAGCAAGAAGGAUGGUAUCGCUGCACCGCAAGAGUCCAACACUCCUUCCUACACCACUCCUUCUACCUCGACGUAAGAGAGCCUCCAAGACUGAGCCGAAGUGGUAGUGGCGAGACGCGAUGGGUAGUGAGAGGCACUACCGCUCGCCUCUCGUGCACCGUGAGAGGCGAGCCUGAGAUACACGUGCAUUGGACACACGACUCCAGGCCACUGUCACUGCAUGGUUCGGGAGGAGUAGAAAACCGGGAAACAACUGCAGGAGCGAUGACGUCAGAGGUGACGAUACCUCAUGCAGGACCAGAACAUGCUGGAGAAUACCGAUGUCUAGCCAGAAACCUGUAUGGGAGCGAUGAACUCGUCUACCGGUUAUUUGUCAAAGAGCGUCCAAGUGUGCCCGAAGAGAUGCGCGUCUCGGAGGUCUGGUCGCGCAAAGCCCGCGUCACGUGGCGCGUGGCUAGAGGCGCGCUCGUGUCGCACUACUCGCUACAAUACCGCGCCUUGACGCGCGACUUGUCACACGCACCGCUCGACGCGCCGCUCCCACCGCUGCUCGACAACUGGGACACACCAGACGUCUUAAACGUCACAUUGGCUAACUCCGAUUUACUGCAUAUUGCUUCGGAAGGACCAGGGCGCGCGGGCGCGUCCGUAGCGGGUCUGUUACCAGACACGCGUUACGCUCUACGUAUGGCAGCAUACAAUGAUGUCGGAGCGUCAUCGUACACCACUCCAUUACACUUCACGACCAGGGAAGAAGCACCGGGAGGAGCACCUCGUGACAUUACCGUGCGGGCUUUAAGAGCUCGCGAACUUUAUAUUACGUGGCAGCCGCCUCCUCGUGAGACAUGGCACGGUACUUUACUUGGUUACACGAUCCGCUGGUGGGAGGUCUCAGAAGAAGGAAAAGGUACUUUGACUGAUAGCCCUGGAUCUGAGAGUGGGGCCAGUGCUGAUGCCACUAGUACGACGCUGCGAGGGUUGAAGGCGGCGACGAGAUAUGGAGUCACAGUCAGAGCGUAUAACGCAGCCGGCACUGGACCCCUCUCACCACCACAUUACCGACACACACUUGAAUCACCGCCAACCGGGGGCCCAGAAGGAGUGGCCUGCAUAUCCAGCGGGUCCACAUCGCUCCGGGUGUCAUGGCGUCCUCCCACCAUCGAUACUAGAGGAGGGAUCAUCACGCAUUACACUCUGCAGUACACUAGGAGAGAUGCUGACCCCAUGCUGCCCACUCAAGACGCAUAUUUGCGGAUACAGGGUGAAGAAGCAACAGUUUCCCGUUUAACUCCAUACGCCGAGUACGAGAUCCGAGUGCGUGCGCAUAACGCGGCCGGCGACGGUCCACUGUCAGCACCUCAAGUGUGCAGGACUGAUGAAGAUGUACCCAGUGCCCCCGGUGGCAUGAAGCUGAUAGCUCUGGGUGAACGAUCACUGCGAGCUUCUUGGCUUCCACCUCCAGAACCCAACGGGAAACUCACACACUACACUCUUCACGUCAAAGAUCUAUCCGGGUCGCAAGAGCCGAAUGUAACUCGUGUGAACCCGUGCACGGAGGUGGAAGGUAUCACAACCGAAUGCAUGCGGACCAUGCGAGGGUUGCGCGCUGGAAGGACAUACGAGGCUUGGGUUCGCGCCGUUACUGCUGCAGGAGAAGGACCUCCUUCACCCGCUGUGGCCUGUCAGACCAGCUCUCUGGCUCCGGCCCGGAUCUCAUCAUUCGGCGGCGUGGCGCUGGGUGCAGCGGGCGGCUCGCUGUCCCUGCGCUGCGUGGUCGGCGGCGCUCCGCCCCCGGCCAAGCGCUGGCUGCGGGGGGGCGCUCCCCUCCACCCGCGCCCACCCUUCCACCUCGACGGAGAUGCGCUACUUAUAAGAGGUUUAGAACUCUCCCAUGCCGACAAUUAUACGUGCGUGGCGGAGAACCCUCACGGUUCGGACUCGGCUACUUGGCGUGUGAUAGUCCUGCGACCUCCUGCUCCUCCAGGCCUUGCCUUACUUGAAGCAAGGUCUAGGGAACUAGAACUUGAGAUCAGACCGGCGCCCAGAGCACCUGGACAUGCUAUCCCCAAGACGUAUACCUUGCACUGGCGUUUGGCGUCACCAGAGGGUGAAUGGCGAAAACAAUUAGCUAGUCCCGGUCCAGUCACACUGUCAGGUCUCAGAUGUGGCUCCGCAUACCGAGCUUACGGCGAAGCUGGAGGUGCUCCCGGACCUGAAUUGGCGGUCAGGACGUCUGGUGGCCCGCCCACAGCUCCCCCAGAUGUCAGAUGGAUCAGGGCUAAUGCGACACAUGCGAAGUUUGAUACGAGCGCUUGGACUGACGGUGGAUGCGGUCCCGUCGCGUUGAAACUGGAAUGGGCAGGGUCUGGAGUGGCCGGCGCUAGGGAUGUACCUGUUGGAGGAGAAGUUAUUUUGGGAGGUCUGACUCCUGGGUCACGGUACCGCGUGGCCGCUCGCGCGUCAAACGAGGCGGGUUGGACUCGGGAGGUGUUUGAGUUCGCGACGCAAGCCGCGGACGGCCACCUGGCUGAAGAGGUCGAUGCCCCCUUCCCCGCUACUGCCGGCGAGCUGGCGCUGCUACUCGCUCUGUGCGCUGCACUCUCACUCGCCGCGCUCACUAUCCUCGCCAUUUUGUUGCGAAGGAAAAGGACUGACGGUGCGGUAGCAAGAGUAUCGACGAGCGCUGAGAAGCCUCCAUGCGGGACCUACAGAGCACCACAGCAUCAAGCCACCAAGUUACCUCCCGACCCGCCAGAUGUUUACGAGAUAAGUCCAUACGCGACGUUCGCUGGGGGCGCGGGCGUGACCGCGGGCGGGGGCGCGCGCGCCUACACGCUGCAACUGCGGGCGCUCGCGCGGCACGAUGACGACGCCGCUCCCCCGCAGCACCCCGCCUGCUGCGACGAAGAAACGUGCGUGGAUGCCUGCGAUGCUCAACGCCGACGGAGACGCCGACGACAUUACUGCCCCGACCACGGUUGCUCACAAGAUUCAGGAAGUUGAGAAACAAAACUGCCAAAUUGUUUAGUGAAAAAUAUCUAGUCAGUGUAAUAAUAUAGUUAAUUCGGUUAUACAUAU
This is a messenger RNA of Trichoplusia ni (cabbage looper), 5247 nucleotides long. Its product is annotated as Down syndrome cell adhesion molecule-like protein Dscam2. Lineage: Eukaryota; Metazoa; Arthropoda; Insecta; Lepidoptera; Noctuidae. The transcript is spliced from 32 exons. Gene Ontology annotation, biological process: cell-cell adhesion. The coding region runs from base 163 to 5172 and encodes 1669 amino acids. Gene Ontology annotation, molecular function: protein binding. The record is from RefSeq and is a predicted model, not a curated record.